Messenger RNA from Octopus bimaculoides (California two-spot octopus), 5407 nucleotides. RefSeq names its product inverted formin-2. The record is from RefSeq and is a predicted model, not a curated record. Gene Ontology annotation, biological process: actin cytoskeleton organization. Gene Ontology annotation, molecular function: actin binding; small GTPase binding. NCBI's taxonomy places the organism in Eukaryota, Metazoa, Mollusca, Cephalopoda, Octopoda, Octopodidae.
ACCAGAUCAAACAACCGCUUGUGGGAAGGUUCCUCUGUUGAUUGGAGAGAAACCUGCUAGUUUAAUUCACAGCAAUAAAAUCGGGAAAGUUUGUAUGUGUGUGUAUAUGAAGAUAUAUGUGUGAGUGCUGUCACCGCUGUCACCCGGGUACAUUGCAACGCAGUUGGCACGACGACGACAACAACAACAACAACGGCUCUCAAAAAAACGGCGCCAUUUUUAAAGUUCAGUCGUGAGUCAUCUGUUGAACUAGAAACAUAUUCUAUGUCUGGAUAAACGGAGGAGUUCGAUGUUGCUCCUAUUGAUCAUCUCCAUAUUACUCUAGUCUGGACCGUUCCUGAUAAGCAAUUUACCAAUCAUGGAUGCAUCAAUUUAUGAUGUGUUUGUUGUUAAUGUUCAAAAAACAGUUGAAGAAUGCAUUGCCCUGGCUUGUACGCCUUCCAUGAAUUCCCUCUACACCCUCAAAUCAAACAUUGAAAAUGCCACCAGUUCUUGGCUGUUGGAUUUCUUAGAAAAUGGUGGCCUCACCUGUCUUCUGGAUAGUCUCUGUGCAAUGACCAUUCAGGGCCCUUCUAACUUUUCUGAUGCCAUAUUACAGUUUGAUUGUCUUAACUGUAUUACUACAGUAUUGAGCACCGAUGUUGGCAUGAUGCAUAUAUUGGAACUUCCAAAUGGCCUGAAAAAACUGACCUCAGCUUUAAACACCAACCACAGCAUGACGAAGAAAGAAUUAUUUGAAAUCUUAUCGGUUCUCUGUAUGUUCAGCCCACAGAGUUAUUAUGCUGUUCUUGAAGCUUUGAAUUAUUACAAAAAAGAGACUGAUCAAGCUCACCGUUUUAGUAUUUUAGUCACAGAAAUAACUCAAACUGAGACAGUUGCUUACAAAUGUACAAUCCUGACUGCCAUUAAUUGUAUAAUUAAUGGUAAUUUAAGUUUGCAAGGAAGGAACAAGAUCCGUAAUGAGUUUAUUAGUCUUGGACUUUUGGAUACUCUCAGUGUUCUACAUGCUGAAGAAUUCGAUAAAGACUUUCAAAUUCAAAUAGAGGCAUUUUAUUCUCAAAAGCACAAAGAUGAAGAAGACAUGCAGACCAAAUUUGAGAUGGAUUACCAAAGCCCUUCAGCAUUAUUGGAUUCUAUUAUUGAAAAGACUCUGGGAACACCGAAAUAUGUAUCGUUUCUGCACAUUUUACAAGAUUUACUCUCCCUUGAAUACAACAGUGAAAACGAAGAAAAUUCAGAGAAAUGGCAGCUGAUUGAAAACCUUAUUCCCAAAAUUCAAUCGGGAGAGAAACCAGUCUGGACAGACGGUCAGAAGUGUAAGAAAGUGUACGACAAAGAUCUUGACAUUCUGAAGGAAGAUAAUUUUAUUAAUUCUCUUUGUGAAGGAAGCAGUGAUAGUCAAGAAGGAAAUGCUGCCCCUGUAAUUAAAUACCCAUUUGGAACUGAAAAGAAUCUGUUUGACACUAAUUGUGACAAACUUUUAUUAUGGAUGUGUUUCACACCAUCAAAGAAAUUGAAGAAAAUCCAUUGGUCGAAAAUAACACCAAAAGAAAUCGAGAAAUCAGAUAAUUGCAUCUGGAGAUCCAGUAAUGACUUUCUACCAAUUAUACCAAAUUUUAGUAAAAUGGAAGACCUGUUUUAUUCUAAUAUUCCUGUUGAAAAUACCCAUCUGGUCGGAAUGCAGACUUUGAUGAAUGUCACACUGUUUCUUACACGAAGUGAAUAUGAUGCUGAGGAUUUAGUCAGAGCUUUACAAGAGAACAAUGUUGCUAGCAUACCUCAGACCACUCUGUCGAGUCUUAUCAAGAUUCUUCCAACUAAAGAAGAAGUGGCAGCACUUCGUUCUUACCAAGGUGAAAGAUUGCUUCUUCACCCAACUGAACAGUUCCUUGUUGAAUUAUCUGAUGUCAACGAUUUCCAUUUGAUACUGAGAGGUCAUUUCCUUCAAUCAGAAUUCCUUAUCAAAUUUGUCAAACUGCGAACCAGUAUUCGUAGCAUGGUAGAUGCCUGCAAAACUGUCUUAGAAGAUGCAGGCUUGAGAGAUUUCCUUCAUUUAAUUUUGGGAGCUGGUAAUUACCUUAACCAGGAAAGCUGUUAUGGCUGUGCGUAUGGUUUCAAGUUAUCAAGUCUGCUUGAAGUGUCCAAAAUAAAAGCUACCGAAUUCAGCUAUUUCAACUUACUUCAUCAUUUAGUGGAAUUGGCUGAAGAAAACGAUGAACAGGUUCUCAUGUUCACUGCUGAUGCAGACAUUCUGGAGAAAGCUGCAGCAUGUUGUUUGGAUGAGACGCGAAAUGAAGUAACGGCAUUGAGUAACAGUUUAAAGCAGUUUCUGAAAGAACUCAGUCAAGCUGACCAGGAAGUGAACAAUUUAUUUAGUAUUUUUAUCAAGGAUGUGAAAUUAUUAUUUGGUGAACUCCAAACACGGUUGAGACUUUUACGAACAUUGGCUCAUAAGGUAGCUGGUUACUUCUGUGAAAACGUCGAUGAUUUCAGCCUUCAGAAGUGCUUCCAAGAUCUCCAUGAAUUCUAUGAAGCAGUAAAGAAAUGUCGUACAGUAAGUAAUGGUAGCAAUUUUCUGAUUGGCUGCCCUUCAUAUCACCGACUAUUCUAUGGCAGAGACUGGAUGCAGUUUAUUGUGCCACCAGCACUGGAGAAUGCAUGUUCAUCUGCUUUGGAGAACAAGAAAGGUCCAAUGGAUCGAAUCCUUCAAGAGGUUCAUGGUGGUAACUUUGAGAAAUUUGCUGGAAAACCUAAUAAUUUGAUUAGUACUCCAGCUCGAAGUGAUGCUUCUAAACAUCAUCUGAAUUUUAGUCGAAUCAGUUUUGCUGGAAGUCAAAUAAAACUCCCAGAAGACGAAGAUGACUUUGACGAAACAUUGACUGAUUUCCGCAUUACACAGAAAAACAAAAUUUCUUCUGCCAAGACAAUGCUAUUUAAAAUUCACACAGCACCUUUUACCAAAGUAAGUCAAGCUACAUGUUCAGAAAGUUCAUCGAAGCCUUUUAAGAAAACCCAUGUGCGAAGCCAAAGCGAUUUCACGGACAGUAUUGUCUCUGGUGAAAACCAGUGGCACAAAUAUAAAGAAAUAUGUGAAAUAAAAAAUGGUGAGAUACUGAAGGCACCACUUGCACGGCCAGAAAGCUUAUUUACCCUUGAAAGUCUUAAUCUUGAAACACCGAGUAAUACCCUUACCAAAAAAGAAGUGAGCACUGUUCCAGAAAUGCCAGUUCUUUUCCAGUUAAGCCCAGAUAACAAACCAAAGAAAUCUGACCGAAGGUCUUCGUUUGGAAAUUUUAUCAGCAGAUUAUCGAAAGCUGUGUUGAAACCUCGUAACACAAACCAGGCUCGAGUUAGCAAAGCGCCACCAAAAUUGUCCAUUGAAAAGAGUAAAGACCAAACAGAGAAAAUCUGUCCUCAAUUGAAAAUACAGGAUAAAGAGAAUUCCCUAAAACCCAAUAAUACAAACCAGAGAAAUUUUGGUCAAAAGGCACCAAAAUUAUCUUUAGGAAAAGACAAAAAUAUUAAGACGGUUCCACCAAAGAAAAAUGAAACUAAAAAGAAUUCAGCAAGAACUGCUAAAAGCCCUGCCUUGAGUUCUAACCUAACCAACAAACCACUUUGUGUUAGAGGUGGUCAGCAAGUAAAGUCAAGGAAAUAACUUGUAAUUCAAAAUCUGCAAACUUUGUGAAGAAUUUACCAUUAAUGUUUCCUUGGUUGUUGGAAUGAGGGUGAUUGUUGUGUGUUUGUAUCUUCUGAUUGCUGCAUGUUUAUAAAUUUUUAUUUGAUCCCUUUAAAUACCUAAAUGUCAUAUUUACUCGGGUUUUUAGCUUAUUGCAUUAUUUUCAGCUUAGCUUUUUCAAAAUUUUUAUUUCUAUCUCAGUUUUGUUUUCAAACCUACUAUUUUUGUGAGUGCAUGAAGAGGCUUCUCUAUGGUCAUUCAACUGGCUAGUAAUAGCAGUCAGAUCUCUCAAUUUACACUUAAACUCUUCUUUCCUAAAAUGGUUGGGUAUAGGUCAGCUCAGUCAAGGUCCACCUUGGACUACACAAGAUCAAUGACAGCUUAUUGUAUAAUCUGUGUAUAUUUUCUGUUUUAUACUGACCAUAUCUCUCUCUCUCUCCAAACUUGGUAGGGACUUUUUAUUUGCCUCUAAUAUAGAAAUAUAAUUCUAGUUUGAGUCUCUUCAAAAAAACAGUUCACAAUUAUAAAUAUUUCAGCAAUUAGUGGAAUUAAUGAAUAGUUCAAUUAAAAUUGUUUUAUGAUGAGCUUCUGAGAUAACAAGAGCUCAGCUAUAGCUUAGCUGGAAAGUUAUUAAAUAUCUUAAAUAAAUGAAGGCUGCAAAAACGAAGUUUUACUGUGACUCAGGCGUUCAAUAACCAAUUCAUGUUAAUACAUUGCUGCAGCAACUGUCGCUGAAAGGACUAAUUAUUUGUUAUUAAUUAUCCAGGAUUGUUAUUGAAAAUAAUUCAAUAGACUGGAGUUUGAUUUCUGUUUUCAAGUCAUUGAGCAAAACUGAGUCACCCACCUCUUGUUCUAAUUUGUAGAUCCUCUUUAUGAACAGAUUCAGACAUUGCACUGUUAGAUAAAACAAAACAAAAUAGUCAGCAGUCCAUACGCAGUUCUUCUUGUUUUGUUCUUAGCUUCCUUGUCCAUGGAACCUAUUCCACAGCUAGUUGGACUGAGCCCGUGGUUGCAGCUCUGAUUCUUAUAUAAUAUUGGAUUGAAAUUAGUUUAGUUAUGUAGGUCACAGACUAUUUUACUAUUUUUAUGUUUUGGGGAAAAUAUUUUAUAUUUUCUUUUUGUUUUAAAAAGUUUUAUAUUUGUUGAUAGUGACAUUAUUAAUCAACUAAUGAUGUCUACAGGAAUCACAGUGAAAGUUUCAGCUUUAAAUCCAUGAGUCUGGGAUUAAUUCUAAUAGUUUGGUUAACCAUUUCCAUUCAAAUCCCAGUAAUCAUAGAAAAGUGUUCUUUAAACAUGUUUGAAAAACCCAUUAAAAAGUUUUUAUUUUUUGCACAAUAUCCCAAGUGCAUGCACAGACACACACACACACACACACGCUGCUUUUUGUUUUUUUCUGAAGCUGUUCAUAAGCAGAAGAGAGUCAUAAAGUUGCUUGAAUAAAAUCUUAGAUCCAGGUAUGUAAAAACAGUUUUACCUUACAUAUCACAAACAUUACAUACUCGGAACACAAAGAAAGGGGUCUUGGUCUGGGCACUUCAGGCUUCUGGAUCGCAAAAUGAACAAAAAAAAGUCUGUGUGUGUCUCUACACAUUUUAAUUCUAACACAUACAACACCAUUUUUCUUUCACACUUAAAUACAAAAAUUAUAAUUGGAGAAAAGAAAACAUUAAUUCCAUGAUAGCCAAAAUGUGUGGCUUUCUAUUAGUUUUCUAAUUCUCAGAGUUUGUA